Messenger RNA from Pecten maximus, 356 nucleotides. Its product is annotated as ribosome production factor 2 homolog. The transcript is spliced from 4 exons. NCBI's taxonomy places the organism in Eukaryota, Metazoa, Mollusca, Bivalvia, Pectinida, Pectinidae. Gene Ontology annotation, biological process: ribosomal large subunit assembly; maturation of LSU-rRNA from tricistronic rRNA transcript (SSU-rRNA, 5.8S rRNA, LSU-rRNA). Gene Ontology annotation, molecular function: rRNA binding. Gene Ontology annotation, cellular component: nucleolus. The record is from RefSeq and is a predicted model, not a curated record. Bases 87 to 341 code for a protein of 84 amino acids.
GUCCCUUCUUACGAACUCUUCAUUGCGAGUAAUAACAACACGUGUUUCUUAGGUUGGAGAAAAGGAGUACUGGGAAUAUCAUCAUCAUGGUGCUACAACGUGUUGUUAAACCUAAAACCCAGAAGGGUAAGCGAUUUUUAGAAGGGAGGGAACCGAAAAUAACAGAAAAUACAAAGACUUCCAUCUUCGUGAAGGGAGGUAACACUAGCAUGACUGUCACCCAAGCUAUGAAAGAAUUGUACCUCCUGAAAAAGCCAAAUGCAGUAUCAUACAAAAGAAAAAACAUUUUACGGCCAUUUGAAGAUGAAACACCACUGGUAAGUGGUAAUUUGAGAAAAUAGAAUAAAGACAGUUUU